UCUGGGAACGGCCAGCACUGGGCGUCAGUAGAAGGUGGAAGGAUAAACUGUGUCAAGAUCCGUGUUUAAUGGAGCUGCAGUAAAAAGGACUGACAGCAGAAAGAAGAAGAAGAAACGGAUAUCCUAAGAGACGACGGAAGGAAUAAUAACUUUUCUUUGGAGCAAACUGAGCUGAGAGCGAAGAUGGCAUCAGUGAGUGACCCCCGUCAGCAGACACAGGUGCAGAAGGAUGCAGCUGACCAGAACUUUGACUAUAUGUUUAAGCUACUUAUCAUUGGUAACAGCAGCGUAGGAAAGACCAGCUUCCUGUUCCGCUACGCAGAUGACUCCUUCACCUCAGCGUUCGUCAGCACCGUCGGCAUCGACUUCAAAGUCAAAACUGUGUACCGCAAUGAGAAACGCAUCAAACUCCAGAUCUGGGACACUGCAGGUCAGGAGCGAUAUCGCACCAUCACCACGGCCUACUACAGAGGAGCCAUGGGCUUCCUGCUCAUGUAUGACAUCACCAACCAGGAAUCUUUCUACGCUGUACAGGACUGGGCAACUCAGAUUAAGACAUACUCUUGGGACAAUGCUCAAGUUAUCCUGGUUGGAAAUAAGUGUGACCUGGAGGAUGAAAGACUGGUGGCCACAGAAGAUGGACAGAGACUAGCUAAUGAAUUAGGGUUCCAGUUCUUUGAGGCGAGUGCAAAAGACAACAUCAAUGUAAAGCAGGUUUUCGAGCGGCUUGUUGACAUCAUCUGCGACAAGAUGAACGAGAGCAUGGACGGACAGCCAAGCCCGCUGGCCAAUCACAAAGGACCCAGCCUAGAGGACACUCCCCCUACCAGCCAAAAUGGCUGCUCAUGUUAAUAAAUGCUCUCAGACACACACACACACACACACACACACACACACAUACACAUAUGCACAUAUAUAACAUGCACACAUGCCUAGCCCAACACAGCCAGAUCCUACUGAUACCAAAUAGUAGUAAUGUAACAAAGAGUACAGUGUAUGUGUAUAGUACAUGUGUACACACACCCACACACACCCACACCCACACACACACACACAGGUAUCGACCUGUCACAGUGGUUCUCAACUGGAUUUACCUCAGGUCCAAUAUUUGUCCUUUUUCAUUAAGUCCUGACCCAAAUACAAGCUUUUAAGCCUUUUAAAUUUAUUUCACACAACGAAUACUGCAGUAAAAGUCUGCACUCCUCAUGCAUUAAAACAGGAGACAAAUUGAAAUAUAACAUAUAGACAAGGUCUAAAAAGCUACGUAAUAGAGGUCGACCGAUAGCGGAUUUUACUGAUAACUAAAUUGGCCAGUACUGCCGAUAACCGCUUAUCGGUGCCAAUUAAUCGGAAAAUCUGAUCAAUCGGUCGACCUCAACUAAGUAAACAUAUAACAUUAAAAUCAUGACCCACGAAGACAAAAACAUUCAUUACUAAAGGCAUAAUAAUAUAUUAAUAUUCCUAUAAUACUACUACUAAUAUCAUCAUCAUCAUCAGGCUUGACAUAAAACGUCAUUACUAUACUUAUGGAGUCAUAAUAAUAAUUUUUGCAUUGAUGGAAUAUCUCUUUAUUCCUCACACCUUAGCUUAAAGCUAAGUGUGACUUAAGCUAAGAGGGCUUCAUACUUUUAUUUUCUUAUUUUAAACGAUUUUGAGUGAAAUUUGCAAAGCUAAGUGUUUUUCGAACUCAAAACAUGCAAACAUUAAAGCCACAUGCUCUAUGCUAUAAUACCUGUAGGCUUUCUAAAUCAAAAGGCUACAUGAUUGACAGGAAAGUAGAGACAUCAUCCUGUUCUGAUUAGUUCUUAAUCUUAAUCUGAAUGGACCACAUGAUUUUUCUUUCUUUCUUUCUUUCUGAAGUUCUCCUUCUCAGUAUAUUGUAAGAUAUUUUAAGUAGAAUGCUACCAGAAUUGGGUAUUUGUCUGUAAGUGGGCAUUUUUAAAAUUUGGCUAAAUGCAUUUUUAUUAUAGACCUGACACGGUUUCAUUAAACAGAAAACACUGUAUGCCUUUCAAAUUUAAGCAGCUCGUGCCUGCUCACAACUCACCAGUUGAGAACCACUGAGCCAACAGAGAUCGGUUAGACCCAUGAUCAUACACAAUCAUACUCCAUACAUCCAUGCAGAGUGUUACACAACAGCAGCCUGGCUGUUUUCAGGCUACAGCAUCUCAGAUGUAGCAAGGAAUUGGAGGUCGUGUUCAGAAUUCAAAACAAGUGAAUGUAUUUUACACCUCGUUGAUGUCAUGUCAAUGCUACAGAAACUGAAGGUCUCUGAAUGGCCCACUCCCCAAACUUGAUCAGUUUUGCUUUAAUCAAAUUAGGCAACUGCAUCAGAUUUUACUUUGACAUUGUCAUUAGACACAGAAUGUCCAGGACAUUUCAGCUUUCUGACAUUUCAAAGACAGCUCUUAUUGUAUUUUUAAAGUUCUUAUGCCUCCUUGUGGACACUGGAUGUAACUGCUGUGCAUCUCUGUAUCCGAGUCAUGACAUCUAUGAUCUCAAAUCUAAGAGGCUGGAACAUACCAUGGUUUAAAUGUUUUCUUGCUCAAGCUAAUCUUAUUCAUGUUAUGCUACUUAUCAGUUAAGGAAAAGUGAAAUUAGGGUAUGCUGGUAUAGUGAAAAACCACGCAACGCUGUUCCAUCUGCUGGAAAACGUAACUUUAUAAAAUUAUCUUGUAUGUGCUGUUCUAAAUUAUAAACUCUUAUUGUGAAGUAUUCACUGUGUC
Molecule: messenger RNA, 2726 nt
Organism: Ictalurus punctatus (channel catfish)
Lineage: Eukaryota; Metazoa; Chordata; Actinopteri; Siluriformes; Ictaluridae
Gene: rab3da
Product: RAB3D, member RAS oncogene family, a
Exons: 6
Coding region: 184-852 (222 amino acids)
Biological process (GO): regulation of exocytosis; protein localization to plasma membrane; protein secretion
Cellular component (GO): synaptic vesicle; endosome; plasma membrane
Molecular function (GO): GTPase activity; GTP binding
Source: RefSeq, a predicted model, not a curated record